Molecule: messenger RNA, 5846 nt
Organism: Oryzias latipes (Japanese medaka)
Lineage: Eukaryota; Metazoa; Chordata; Actinopteri; Beloniformes; Adrianichthyidae
Source: RefSeq, a predicted model, not a curated record
AAAAAUUUCAAAAAAAAAAAAAAAAAAAAGUAGCAUAAAGAUUCCUCCCCAAAGGUUGCACGGUGGUGCAGUGGUUAGUACUGUCACCUCGCAGUGAAAGGUUCCUGGUUCAAAUCUUAGCUGGUCCUUUCUAUGUUCUCGCCAUGGAUGUGUGGGUUUUCCCCCACAGUCCAAAAACAUGCUUCACUGGUUAAUUGGUGACUCUAAGUCAGAAUCCAGACCUCGAGGGCCGGUGUUCUACAUGUUUUCCGACCACCCUGCCAUUGAAGCUCCUUAUUGGCUAAACACACCUGAUCCAGGUAAUCAGCAGCAGAUGAGGCAGGAUUUCUGGUGACCCAGCAGGAGGCUGGCAAUCCGUUCAGGGUAUACCCUACCUUUGCCUAACAGUAGUUGGGAUAGGCUCAAGCAACCCAAUGAGCCCAUAAUACUAAAAAACAAAGCAAAAAUGAAAGAAAAUAGCUUUAAAAAACAAACUGGAACACUUAAUUGAUGUAGGUUCACAACAAAAGCAGCAUCAAAUGGUUUUGGAACAUGAGCUGUCAUUGGAUCUGCUGCUGCUGCUUCAGGUGUUUAAAGGGAGUCGAUCCUUGGUGCUGUCUGUCCUGGGGCCCAGACACUUUAGGAGUUGGUAUUUGCUCAUUUUGUGUAAAGGUGAGAGACUCAAUAGUCUUAGAAAGACGGACUCGUGUUCAGAUCCUGUCUCAUAUGUUCUCGUGCAUGUGUGGGUUUUCCAAAAACACGCUUCAGAGGUUGACUUUAAUUUGUUCUUUAGAUGUGAAUCUGAGUGUUUGUCUCUGUGUGGCCCUGCAAUGUAAACUAUCCAGGGUGUGGACUUAUAAGAUGAAUGGAUGAAAUUUAAAUCACAUCAUUCAAUUUCUUGAUGAUCAUAAACAUAUUUUUUUCCCACAGUUCUGUCUUGAAUUCUUGUUUAUCGAAUGAAAGUGAGGAAUCACGCAGACAUGGGAGGUAUAUGCAUCAGCACCAGUGACGAUUUCUUUAAGACUGCAAAAUUAAUGGUCAAAUAUUUACUAUUGUAUUAACAUUUUAUGCGUUAGAAAACGUUCAUCUCAAAGACGAGUUCGUUCAGAAUCAGUUACAUAUAGCAGGUCGGCUGACUCGAUUUCCUUCUCAUACAUCUCACAGUGGAUUUCGCUAUUGAAGCCCAGCGUCCAUUGACUUCAAUGGGGCUGCUUUGAACGUUUUUUUUCAGCGCUUCAAAAAUAGACGGUCAUUGGAUAAACGCUGUGAUUAUGUCCCGCCCACGGACGCUCAGCGAAUGGGGAGUGGGCUGGCCCGGACUCCGAGUUUCUGCGUGAUGAUUGGAGGGUCUGUGUCUUUUGACUGACAGCGAUUCUGUACUAUAAGGAAUCACUGAAGCUAUUCUCAGUCCCAUCGCGGAUUUCUCAAGUUCAGUCGAAAUAAAAACAGCUGCAACCUAUUUCUUUGAUAUUUUUGUUUGGCGAAAGUGCUUGAUUUUUUACGUUUAAAUAAAUAGACAAUUUUAUGAUGUAGGCCGAAAAUGAGCUCCCCCUCUCUGACAGACCAGUGGCCGCCACUGAUCAGCACCCAUCGUUGGAGCAACAGUGAACCCCAAACACUCACCUGGUCUCCGUCUGCACAGCGUUCUGCUCUCAUAUGACACUUCCAAACGUACACUCUGCAGUUCGUUUCACUGAUGACUUAAACAACAGCUCGAACACACAAACAAACACACUGACCCUGCAGGAGACCAACAACCAGAAAGGAGACUGUCACCUUUUUCGAAAAACCAAAAAAACAAUGUUCAUAAAAAUCUGUCAGAUUCUUCAAUUUAACUUAAAAGAAAGACUAUGGGUUUGUAGUUUCCACCAACUCCUUACCGCCUUUCCACAUUCUACGCUUCUCUGGAUUGGACCCCAAAAUUCUUCAUAUUCUUUCCCUCUACUUCCUGUUACCUCACCAAUACUCUUCCCUUCAUGCCACAUGUCACUAAUUUGCAACGUAUCAUUUAAUCCAGGAAUCCACUUUUUUUGCAUUACCUUAAAUGGAAUAAACAGAAACGUAUAUAUAUUUUUUUGUAAUUUAAAAUGUGGUGAUGUUAAAUAAUUCAUUUGAGUUUGUUUUAGGGUCAGUAUAUAGAUAAAGUAAGGUGCUUUAUUAGGUAUUUAUUUUCUUUUGAAGAACUAUUCUGGUGAAAAUCGUCUUUGUGGUGUUUUUAAUGAGUUCUUGUGGCAUUUUUCUGAUGAUGGAGGACAUAUAGAAUGAAAACUAGGCUAAGGUUGCAUUUCUGAGUAUUUUCUUUAUUCCAAUUGUUGUGAAUCAGGAGCAGACAAAAAAAGUUUGAAAACGAUCGUAUUUGUAACAUUGAAAAUACGCUUAGGCAAACUCCAGUCAAUGUUUCAAACACACCUGAGGCGCCGCCUCUGGUGUUGAGAAUCCUGUGGCUGCCAUCCGACUUGCCAUCCUCUUAGUUUUUUUUAAUCUUUCCUUCUUAAGUGACAAAACAAACUAAAAAUAUGAAAAGGAUUUAGUUCAGUGUAGAAGAAAAUUCUAAAGCUUUCAGAAAAUCUGGAAAACAAGAAGUUGGAGUUGAUUUCUCAUUAUAUGGUAUCAAAUAAAACAGCCACCCUGCCGUGGGGAGGCCUCAGGAGAACAUUUUAAGAUUCCAUGCCCCCGCCCAAUUUUGAAAAUUGUUGGCGUGGUCAUGAAUGUAGACGGCGGCAGUCAGGCAGGGAUGACGCCAUUACGAAAUCGGGCGACAGCUGGGCGGGUACAGGGCAGAGGCAGCAGGAACGCCGGCCGGCAGCAGCUCUAAUUGGACGAUGUGUAAAUGUCCCUACACACCGACAUGCAUAACAAGUGCCGCCAGUCGCCUGGUAGCCGGUAGUCACACUCUGCGCUGCAACCACAAGCUCACCCAACCACCUUUUCUUCCCCUUCUUUUGCGCAUUGCUCUUCUAUGAGCAGCAGGCACAACGUUCUGUCUUCUUCUUAGCAUCAACUGCAAUUCAUCAAGAUGCAGUUGCUAAGAUGCAGGUCUCAGAGGUUCCAUCAAUGCCAUAAUGAGUUUUGUCCAGCUUCAUUGCUGUCUCCCCAUUUAUAUGCAGGACCCAGGAUGGCCAGGAUCGCCAGAUUGAUGUACAGUCAUUGUGAGGCCCCCGCCAACGCUGAAUUCUCGCACUGCUACCGUACGAUUUCUAACAACGGUCGGUGGCAGCACUGGGGCAUGGGGGGCUGGCUGGAGUGUGGCAGCCUGAAAUCGUCAGAUCAUCUGUCGAUUCAGGGGACCCUUGAGUCCCUCCUGUCAGUCAAUUAUUGUGCUGCUGCCUUCAUACCACCCACCGACCUCUCCUGAAAAUCUCCAUGGCCGCCGCGCGGCAUUUUAAAAUUUGACUGCCACAUCCUAAUUUUUAAUACCACCACACAGCCAUUUGCUGAAAAACUUGCCGUAGUCUUAGUAAGACUUCAUCCUUAGAAUGAAGGAACAAAAAAACUAAGGUUUGGCCUACAGUUUUUUAAGUUUAAACUGGUCAAUCUUCCCAUGAGUGUCUCUUUAUCCCAUAUUUCCUUUUUUUCCACCUCUUAGGCCGAUGCAUCCAGAAUGCUAAGACAAGUGCAUGACUUCAAGGGCCAAAGUUUUCGGAAACUGAGGCGGGCCUGCCUCCGCCGAGGGGUGCUCUUCAAGGACCCGCUGUUCCCUGCCUCCGACCUGUCCCUGUUUUACAAGAGAGCAUCCCCGCCGGGGCUGACCUGGAAGCGUCCAAGAGAAAUAUGUAAGGACCCUCGUCUGUUUGUGGACGGCAUUAGCACUCGUGACUUGCACCAAGGCAGCCUGGGUAACUGUUGGAUGGUGGCGGCCAUUUCUUGCCUGGCCUCUGAGCCAUCACUUUGGAAGAAGGUCAUUCCUGACCAUGUGGAUCAGGAGUGGAACCCAAAGCGUCCUGAGUUGUACGCCGGGAUCUUCCACUUUCGGUUCUGGCGCCUUGGUCGCUGGGUGGAUGUUGUGGUGGACGAUCGGCUGCCAGUCAGCAAAGACGGAGUGCUGCUCUUCUGUCGUUCUGCAACACCAAGGGAGUUUUGGAGUGCCCUGUUGGAGAAAGCCUAUGCUAAGCUGAACGGCUGCUACGAGGCGCUGGAGGGUGGAAACACUGCGGAGGCUCUCAUUGACUUCACCGGUGGCGUUUCAGAGCCUCUUAGCCUGGAUCGUGAUUUCCUGAGCCUACAUAGCAACCAGAGGAAGGAGCUCUUUCACAGUUUAGCCAAAGUCCAUGAGCGCAAAGCCCUCAUCACCUGCUCUAUAAGGCCUGCCGAUGGGGAGACUGUGGAGUCUGUGCUGGACUGCGGUCUCGUUCGAGGACAUGCCUACGGGAUGACAGCAGUGAGGAAGGUCUGGCUGAAGACAUGCGGGAUGUCCCGGCUCUUUAUGGUGCGGAUGAGGAACCCGUGGGGAACCACAGAUUGGAAGGGUGCCUGGAGUCAGGGGUCAGAGGAGUGGCAGCGACUGAGUCGGGCUGAGAGGGACAAAAUGGGGCUCAUUGUUCGAGAUGUUGGGGAGUUCUGGAUGGAAUUCCAGGACUUCUGCCGGUACUUCACGGAUCUGGUGGUGUGCCAACUGGUGGACAGAGCUCUGCUGUGGCCCAGGUCGCACUGGAGGGAAACACACUGCUAUGGAGAAUGGGCUCCUGCCCCCGCCACCGCUGAAGCACCUCUGUCCACCAUCAACCAGAGUGACGCGGCUCUGAUCCCGGUUGAAAAUGACUUCAAAGACGGCAGGACCAAGCAGGAGAAGAACCGAGAAGAAGCUCGACUUGGUGAGAAAGACGACAGGAAAAAGGGGAAAUAUGACUCAGAUAAAAACAGGAAUAACAUCAGAAGGGAAAAUGUUGGAGGAUUUCUGGAAGUCACUAAGAUGAGUCGAUGUGGAGGAUGCAUCAACCACAGAGACACGUUUUUACAGAAUCCUCAGUUCAUGUUUGAGAUCCGAGGCAAAGAGGAGGAGGUGCUGAUCUGUCUGCAGCAGGAGGACAGGAGGAUGUGGAGGAAAUGUGGAGGAGGAGAAAACCUCCCUAUUGGCUUUGAAGUUCUGAAGGUGGAGGUGAACCGCUGCAGCCGGGUGCAGUGUGUGUUGGAGCAAGCAGCCAGCUCCAUCUACAUGGACUCCCGCAGCGUGACUUGGAGGGGAACGUUGGCUCCUGGGCGCUUUGUCGUCCUGCCCACCACCUUCCUGCCGGGAACCACCGGACACUUCCUGCUGCGCCUUUUCACACACUCCCAUGUCAAACUCUGGGAGCUGAGGGAAGAGCUGCCUCCUCCCUCUCUGUUGCAGUGUUUGCUGCCUCAACCCUCGGUGGUGACCACAGUCCAUCUCCGCCGGGCAUCGGGGCUCAGCCCUCCCAAACAGACAGCGCCUCAUGUUUAUGCUGUUGUGCGCUGUGAAAGCGAAGCAGUCAGGACGCGACUGUUCCAAGAGGAGGGGAACCCUGAGUUCAACCUCAGAGCCAUCUUCUACAGAAGAUACCCAGACGCAUACAUCUCUGUGGAGUUAUGGUGCAAAGGUCUGGUGUGGGACUCUCUGCUCGGAGAGGCUCACCUCCACACCUGUGAGUCAGAGAAGAGCCGAAACCAUGUGAUUGAUCUGCGCCACCGCCGUCCUCGCUCGGGGUUCAUAGGUCGCAUCUACGUCGAGACGUCUUCCAGCAUCUGUCUCACAGAUUUAUGACAGCAUCCAUGUUGUCGGCAUGGCAACUUCUGUUUUCACAACCAAGACCUGACGGAGACACACUUGAUGGCACAGUUGUAUUUUUCAUACAAACAAUUGAUUUUGUAUGAAUGUUAUUCUGGAAUAAAUGCAUGUUUUUGCAACUUAA